GAGCUCCCAGCCCAGUGAGAGCAGCCAAGGGAGGAGGCGGGGCUCUUGUGAAUUCCCCUUCCACAUUCCCCCACCCUUCUCUUCCAACCUCUGUUCGCCUGUUAGCUCAAUUACAGCCUUUGCUGCCCCAGCUCUCCAGCCAUUUGCAGGACCCAAACUACCGCAGCCGCUGUUCCCAGGAUGGUGAUCCGUGUGUAUAUUGCAUCUUCCUCUGGCUCUACCGCGAUUAAGAAGAAACAGCAAGAUGUGCUUGGUUUUUUAGAAGCUAACAAAAUAGGAUUUGAAGAAAAAGACAUUGCUGCCAACGAAGAAAAUCGGAAGUGGAUGAGAGAAAAUGUACCUGAGAACAGUCGACCAGCCACAGGAUACCCCCUGCCUCCUCAGAUUUUCAAUGAAAGCCAGUACCGUGGGGACUAUGAUGCCUUCUUUGAAGCCAGAGAAAAUAAUGCAGUGUAUGCCUUUUUAGGCUUGACAGCCCCACCUGGUUCAAAGGAAGCUGAAGCUCAGGCAAAGCAGCAAGCAUGAACCUUAAACAUUCUGCCUUAAGCAUCCCGGAAAAGGAGUCUCCAUUGUUUUUUUUUUUUUAUAUAAAAUAGCAGAAUUAUCUUGGCUUCAAAAGAAAUAGGCUAGUGUUGAAAUAAUAGAUUAGUUGGUGUUUUUGCAUGCAAACAAUCAAAAUGAAUACAUAAUUAAAUGUGAAUGCUAUGAUGAGGAGAAUGCCAGAUGAACGUAAAAUUUUAAGUAGCUGUCAUGGAAUAGUUUUGUUAUCUGCCAAGGCAUUUUAUAUACUGCAAUGAUUUUAAAAAGCAAACACUUGUGUACUUUGUUAGUAUUAAUAUUGCAGCUUAAGUGUAUCUGUAGCUC
Messenger RNA from Artibeus jamaicensis (Jamaican fruit-eating bat), 864 nucleotides. RefSeq names its product SH3 domain binding glutamate rich protein like (gene SH3BGRL). The record is from RefSeq and is a predicted model, not a curated record. The transcript is spliced from 4 exons. Lineage: Eukaryota; Metazoa; Chordata; Mammalia; Chiroptera; Phyllostomidae. The coding region runs from base 181 to 525 and encodes 114 amino acids. Gene Ontology annotation, cellular component: cytoplasm.